AUGCAUUGUUGUGGACCGAGAUCGGUGACUCCACCAUCAGUGACCCAGUUUUCCAUAACUUCCCCCUUGUCUCUUACCGUCACCUUCAACCUCAAUUCCUACGAUCCUUUUGCCGACGAAGGCGACCCUCUUGGAGACAACGCAGACGUUGGAUCUACCGCCGACUACAUUCACAUCCGUAUCCAGCAGCGCAAUGGACGCAAGACUUUGACAACUUUGCAAGGACUCCCGAAACAAUAUGAUCCCAAGAAACUCUUAAAGGCAUUCAAGAAGGAAUUUGCCUGCAACGGUACCCUCGUCGACGAUGAGAAGAUGGGACAGGUUAUCCAGCUUCAAGGCGAUCAGCGCGCCAAGAUCUCUUCCUUCCUCGUCGAGAACGGACUGGAGAAAUCCACUAUCAAGGUCCACGGUUUCUAA
Molecule: messenger RNA, 417 nt
Organism: Cyclocybe aegerita
Lineage: Eukaryota; Fungi; Basidiomycota; Agaricomycetes; Agaricales; Hemipholiotaceae
Source: the annotation of a GenBank genome assembly